AUGGGCGGUUUGGAAUAUCGCGAUUUAAUUAUCAAAAAUUUGUUUACGAUGCGUUGGCCGAGCGAAGUUAUCACGCCAUUGGCCGAUAUGUGCAGCGUUGGCCGGCCUGUAGUGGUAAAACUAAACAGUGGUGUCGAUUAUAGAGGAGUUUUAGCUUGUUUGGAUGGCUACAUGAAUAUAGCUUUGGAUCAGACUGAGGAAUAUGUAAAUGGUCAAUUGAAAAAUAAAUACGGUGAUGCUUUUAUACGUGGCAAUAAUGUUUUAUAUAUAUCCACGCAAAAGCGACGAGUUUGAUUAAAACAAUUUUUGAAAAGA
Messenger RNA from Glossina fuscipes, 315 nucleotides. RefSeq names its product U6 snRNA-associated Sm-like protein LSm6. The transcript has 3 exons. Gene Ontology annotation, molecular function: RNA binding. The record is from RefSeq and is a predicted model, not a curated record. Gene Ontology annotation, biological process: mRNA splicing, via spliceosome; maturation of SSU-rRNA. NCBI's taxonomy places the organism in Eukaryota, Metazoa, Arthropoda, Insecta, Diptera, Glossinidae. Bases 1 to 294 code for a protein of 97 amino acids. Gene Ontology annotation, cellular component: U4/U6 x U5 tri-snRNP complex; U6 snRNP; nucleolus.